AGAACGGUAGACGCGUGGAAGAGACAACGCGCCCCUUGACAUAGGCCAUUUUCCGCGGCGUCAAGACUGAAAGGGCCUGUCUCUUCAGGGGCAAGUGUACUACGGGUGCUUCCUCUGAAGAUUGUGCUAGAAAGAUUUCCGAAGCUCGUUUUUCAUCGCUACGAUCGAUAGGGCGAGAAGUAGCACGCAUCAUCGAAUGCUUACCGAUUCUCACGGGCUUCCGUAAACUGGAACGGAAGCAACAAGUAAGUGAGUCGGAGAUCACGCAAAGUCGGUGAGCAUACACGAAUCUGGCUCGCCGAGGAGAGGUCCCUCCUGGUGGUCGGAAAAGGGACAGCGAGGAGAGGACAUUAUUAUCACGAAGUCAUAAUCGCUUCUGAGACACAAUGACAGAAACGCUGGAGGAGAUAAAGAUCAUACAUCUGGAUGAUCCCGAGAUACUGAUCAAAGAUGAAACUGCAGAAAUAUUAUUUGAUGCAAAUGUUACACAGAGUGAAGCUGUAGUAGUGGCUAAUGCAGAUGAUAUGAGAAUUAUUUCUGAAAAUGGUCAGAUUUCAAUUAUAACUGAUUAUGAAUGUGUGACAUGUCACCGGGUCUUCCAAUCUGAAGAUAUGUUGAAAGAACAUUUAGACAUGUGCAGAGAGGAAGAUGAUUCGACCAAUAUUCUGGAAUUGAAUAAUUUGGCGAACUACGAUUCGGAUGAAGAGAACGAGAAUGAGGAUGAAGAAGAUAAAUAUAUCCUCCCAGAUUUAAUUGUGGAGGAUUUAGACACCAAUAGACAAAAAAAUAAUAACAAACCUGUGAUCAAGCCGGUGCCAGACACACAGUGUCACUGUUGCGCAGAGGAUUUGAAGACUGCACACAGUGGGGGUGACUUCAGAUGUUCCCACUGCGAGCUUCGUUUCAAGAAGAAAGCAUCCUUAGACAGGCACAUUAUAGUUAUUCACUGGAAGUGUGACUCUUGCACAUGCAACAUAUGUGGCUCUUCUUUUCGUGAUAAGAAAGAGCUGAAUAAACAUCGCUACACAACACAUGGUGAUCGUAAAAUUUUCAAAUGUGAGCCUUGUGACACUUAUUUUUCUCGCAGCUAUCACUUAAAUCGACACAUAAUGCAGUCCGGUUGUCACGGCAAUAUACUUAAUACAUUUAGUUGUCAAGUUUGCAAGAAGGAUUUCACGCGCAAGGAUAACUUGCGAGAACAUCUACGCACUCACGCGGGAACCCCGCAGCGGCAGAAGAAGUUAUGUAAGUAUUGCCCGAAGGCGUUCUUCACGAGUCAACAAUUGCUGAUACACGAGCGCAUGCACACCGGUGAACGGCCGGUACAGUGCGACUUGUGUCCGAAAACAUUCCUGUCGGCGUUAGCGUUGAAGAAGCACCGACGUGUACACACCGGAGAGAAACCGUUUGAAUGUAAAUAUUGUCAGAGAAAGUUCGCCGCUCGCGAGACGUUAAAUCGCCAUCAGCGUACCCACACCGGCGAGAAACCGCAUACCUGUCAGUACUGUGGCAAGUCCUUCAUACAGGCAUCUCAAUUAAGAGCGCACAUAUUUCACCAUACCGGCGAGAAUGGCUUUUAUUGCGAAGUGUGCGGUAAAGCGUUCAACCGAAAAGCACGCUUGAAUAUCCACAAAAAAUUCGUGCAUGAGGGAGCGAUCCCGUUCAUGUGUAAAAUUUGCGACAAGGGUUUCACGCGCAGGGAGGACCUAGUGAAACACUCACUACUGCACACUGGAGUUAAACCGUUCAAGUGUGACAAAUGUUCGAAAGCUUUCUCGGCGAAGUCUUCUCUGCAGGCUCACCUCAAUACCCACAGGCGCGAGCCGCCCCAGUCAUGCGUCGAGUGCAACAGAGUGUUCAUCCGGCAGGACUGCUUAAUGAGACACAUUCGGGCGAAACAUCGGGAAUUGUUGGAGGACGUUAUGAACGAAGUUGAGAAGAAGCAUCUGCAGACGCAAUUGUAUAAUAUUGCGACGAUUGCCGCGGCCAAAACGAAAACCGGCGAAUCUAGGACACUGUCCAUCGAUGAGCUGCUGAAGGCCAUUAUAGAUCUCCUGAGGAUACUUAUCGACGAGGAAACGCUACAACUAUUUGGUUGGCCGGAAGCACCAAUACAAGACGUCCUCGAAGCCGUAAUCAGAAGAUGUGGACACGACCCAGUAACUUCCGAAUCUUGUACGAUCUUCACUGAGAGGCUGCGAGAAAAUGUCAAGCUUCUGUUCACUGUAGUCAUCGAGGACGACACCGUGAAAUCUCUCUUGACGACGAAAACAGUAGAUGAUGUCAUACUUCACGUUGUAGAAAUAUCUAACGGGACAAAAAAGAAUUAGGGGAAAAAAUGUAAGUCACUAUCAUGUAACAAUUCACUUUUUUAUCGGUUUACCGAAAUGCGAGAAAGAUAAACUAGGGAAACUAUUUCAGCCAGUUAUAAACCAAUUUAUAAAUAUCGAUCGAUUCGACAGGUUAUUUGUAGAUCAUAUUAUAGCAUGUAAUUCAAUACAUUCAUCGAAUUUAUACCUUUCAUUGAUGUACGUUAAAGCUAUUUUUCGGGUCCAUCACGGAGAUGGUGGUGGAGGUAGAUUAGGUAACUCAUACGCAUCAUGUUUUAAUAUUGUUCAUUUUGCUACGUUAUUAUACACUUACAAUAAUUAUAUUAUACAUUUAUAUAUUAUUCGUCAUAUUGCGAUAAUUUUUCUAUAAGUAUUCUAUGUAUUUAUGUAUAUUUUUGGGAUAACUACAUUUUUGCCGACUUAAGCUAUAUCUUGUUACAAAAUGCGCAUUACGGGAACUAUUUUUAAACAUAUUUUGUAAUGUACUUUAAAUAUGUUUUUGAAUAUGUAUUGCUGUUAGCUAUGUAGAUUGUUAACUCUUUUUUUUUUUGUUUUAACGAGAAAAAUGUAUUGUAGUAGUAUAUAUGUAGUACAUUGGUAAGAUAAGGAAGAAAAGAGAUAGACACGGUUUUAUUUAUUGUAUCGUAGGCCUUAGAGAAAUGCUUGACUUAUCAGUUCAAAAUAACGUUUUACACUUUAAGUCUUUAUUAUCUUAAGUAAUGCAUAAUGACUCUCCUGUGUCUGGAAUCUGCAGCUGUUGUGAUUCAUGACCGCUGUAUAGGAAAAAAGUAAAAGAAUAAUAAUGUAAACAAAUAUUGAGGACAAUGUGUUAAAAUUCAAGUCAGCCAUUCUGCUAAGGUCCUAACUACAAAAAUGAAUGUUGAUACUAAACGAUUAUACAUACGUAUAUAUAUGCGAUCAAUAUACUUUCUCUCUUAAAA
Molecule: messenger RNA, 3271 nt
Organism: Dinoponera quadriceps
Lineage: Eukaryota; Metazoa; Arthropoda; Insecta; Hymenoptera; Formicidae
Product: protein suppressor of hairy wing
Exons: 11
Coding region: 387-2330 (647 amino acids)
Biological process (GO): regulation of transcription by RNA polymerase II
Cellular component (GO): nucleus
Molecular function (GO): DNA-binding transcription factor activity, RNA polymerase II-specific; RNA polymerase II transcription regulatory region sequence-specific DNA binding
Source: RefSeq, a predicted model, not a curated record